AUGGCUCCUGUCGGUUCAGGGCUUUGGCGCACAUUGCGCGCUCAUCAGGUUUAUGGUGCUAAUACCGAUGUUGGCAAGACUAUCGUCUCGACAGUUUUGUGUAAUGCCGUCCAGAGACAGAAGCAGCGGGCCGCGUUCCUGAAGCCUGUGUCUACGGGAGCAUUGGAUGAUGCCGAUGAUCGGCAUAUAGAAAGGUACGGAGCUGGAGCAUUGACCAAGUGCUUGUAUCAGUUCGAUGAACCGGUCAGCCCGCAUCUCGCGGCGAAAUCGAAGACUAUUCCACGGGAUGAUGAUCUCCUAGCAUCUAUACAUAAGACGCUGUCUGGUUGGGCACGGUCGGACAUUGACUUUGCGUUGGUCGAGACCGCCGGCGGCGUGCAUUCUCCCGGCCCCAAUGGCAAUUCUCAAGCAGACCUCUAUCGCCCCCUUCGAUUGCCCAUUGUCCUUGUCGCAGACUCUCGACUAGGUGGUAUUUCCUCGUCGAUAUCCGCAUAUGAGUCUCUGUUGAUCCGUGGAUACGAUGUUCAAUCUGUGUUAUUGUUCCGCGAUGAGUAUUAUCAGAACCAUGAGUAUCUCGGCGAUUACUUCCGCAAUAAAAGCAUACCUUUGGUGCAUCUGCCAGUUCCACCUGCGAAGCCGUUGCAGUCGGACCCCGAUGCUCAAAAAAGGGACGAAGAAGCAAUGCUUACAUACUACGGUCAGGCCUCCCAGGAGUCAGAGAUCCUGCGUCUCCUCGAGGAAAUGACCAUCAAAAACAAACAGCGGAUUGAGAGGCUGGAAGAAAUGACCGACCGCGCACAAGACCUGAUUUGGUAUCCCUUUACUCAACAUCAAGGAAUGCAAGCCAAGGAUAUCACGGUCAUUGAUUCUGCCCACGACGACUAUUUCCAUACCUUUGGUUCCAGUGGCACUGCCAACCGAGAUGGCGAGCUCCAGCCAACCUUUGAUGGUUCCGCAUCUUGGUGGACCCAGGGACUGGGUCAUGGAAACCCCGAGCUAUCCCUCUCAGCGGCCUAUGCAGCUGGCCGAUACGGUCAUGUCAUGUUUGCCGGCACCGUUCAUGAGCCAGCGCUUUCCCUUGCAGAAAACCUGUUGAAGACUCUCGAUAAUCCACGCUUCAGCAAGGUAUUCUAUACCGAUAACGGUAGCACUGGAAUGGAAGUUGCUAUCAAGAUGGGUCUCCGGGCUGCGUGCGAUAGAUAUGGCUGGGAUGCCAGCCAAGAGAAAAUUAACAUUCUUGGCCUUAAAGGCAGCUAUCACGGUGAUACUAUCGGCGUGAUGGACUGUUCUGAGCCAUCAACCUACAAUAAAAAGGUCGAGUGGUACCGCGGUCGCGGUCAUUGGUUCGACUUCCCUCUGGUUAAAAUGGUUGAUGGUAAAUGGAAAGUGGAAGUUCCCGCCGAGCUUCAACAAGACCUGGGCUCCGAUGCAGAAUUCAGUUCUUUAGGAUCCGUAUUUGAUCUGAACAGCCGACUUGACUCCGAUGCUAGUCAGCGCUACAGAAAGUACAUCCACCGCACGAUCAAGGAUCUCGUGGAAACCCACGGAAUGAAGUUCGGUGCUCUCAUUUUGGAGCCCGUCAUCCUUGGUGCUGGUGGAAUGCUUUUCUGUGAUCCCCUUUUCCAGCGAUGCCUAACCGACGUCGUCCGUGAGCAUCCAGAGCUUUUCUCCCCCAACGCAACACCUGCCAAGGCCUCUCCAUCCUGGUCCGGCCUACCAGUGGUCUUCGACGAAGUGUUCACUGGACUCUACAGACUCGGUCGCCCUACAUCUGCGUCCUUCCUUGACGUAUACCCUGACAUUGCUGUGAACGCGAAGCUCCUCACUGGUGGUCUCAUUCCCCUCUGCACAACAGUCGCAAGCAAAGAAAUCUUCGACACAUUUUCCAGCCCUGAGAAGAGUGACGCACUUCUUCACGGUCACAGUUACACAGCUCAUGCUUCAGGUUGCACGGUUGCUGUUGAUUCGCUGCGGGCGAUGUCUAAAAUGGACAAAGAUGGGUCCUGGGAUGGAUACCGUGCAGAUUGGCAGAAUACUUCUUCCACGUCAUCCACUGCUUCUACCCCAGAAGUCUGGAGUGUCUGGUCGAAUGGCCUCCUGCAGGACCUUUCCUGCGCGGAGCCUGUAGAAAGUGUUUUCGCUAUCGGAACCGUAUUGAGUAUUUCCUUACGCGAUGCACAAGGUGGUGGCUAUACUUCCACCGCUGCGAAGGGCUUACAGCAGAAGCUCGCCGCCGGUGGAAAUCAAUUCAACGUUCAUUCUCGGGUAUUAGGAAAUGUGUUAUACUUGAUGUCUAGCGUCACCUCCAAGCCCGAGUCAUUGCAGGAGUUGGAGAGCCUCCUUCGAUCUGCACUUCUGUGA
Messenger RNA from Penicillium longicatenatum, 2361 nucleotides. It is a transcript of the gene bioDA, whose product is annotated as adenosylmethionine-8-amino-7-oxononanoate aminotransferase. The transcript is spliced from 5 exons. The coding region runs from base 1 to 2361 and encodes 786 amino acids. The record is from RefSeq and is a predicted model, not a curated record. NCBI's taxonomy places the organism in Eukaryota, Fungi, Ascomycota, Eurotiomycetes, Eurotiales, Aspergillaceae. Gene Ontology annotation, biological process: biotin biosynthetic process. Gene Ontology annotation, molecular function: dethiobiotin synthase activity; magnesium ion binding; pyridoxal phosphate binding. Gene Ontology annotation, cellular component: mitochondrion.